UGUCUGGUCAUUUGUACGUUACACAUUGCUGCAAGAGCUUUCAAUCUAGAAAUACUAAUUGCUAAUUGUUUCCCCCGAUGAUCACAAUUAGUUACCAUAUAAGUAGAACUGUGUUUGAGACUUUGCACUGUUCAAAUAUGGAGCAGGAUAGACUCGUAGGGAGAGGAAACCUUCAUCGGAGAGGUGGUGGUGCUCCUCGACAGAGAGGUGGUCUUCAGAGAAAUGUAGGCAGAAGACAACGCACCAUCAUCUCUAAUGAAGUCCGGGCCAUCAUUGUUGACCAUGUGGUUAACAGAGGCUUUACCAUGGCUGAGGCUGCCAGGGUGGUACAGCCUAAUUUACAAAGGUCAACUGUCAGCUCUAUCAUCAGAACUUUUCGCCAAGAAAACCGAAUUAACAGGAGACAACCUGGUGGUGGUCGCCCACGUGUUUUGACUGACCAGCAGGAGUUGGCUGUGGUGGAAAUGGUCAGGGCAAGGAAUGACAUACGGCUGUCUGAAAUCAAACAGGCUAUUGAGAACAGCAAUGACACCUUUGCCAAUAUGCCAUCAAUUAGCCUUCCAACGAUUGCCCGGCUUUUGAAGAAGCACCAGGUUUCCAUGAAACAAAUUUACUUGGUUCCUUUUGAGAGGAACAAUGUCCGGGUGAAACAACUGCAUUCAGAAUAUAUUCAGGUACAACACUAAACUGGCAUGCAAUUACUGUAACAGUACUGACAACUAUUAGUUGUAAAAAAAACUAACUAAAUUAU
This is a messenger RNA of Oreochromis niloticus (Nile tilapia), 751 nucleotides long. RefSeq lists its product as uncharacterized. Lineage: Eukaryota; Metazoa; Chordata; Actinopteri; Cichliformes; Cichlidae. The coding region runs from base 78 to 686 and encodes 202 amino acids. The transcript is spliced from 2 exons. The record is from RefSeq and is a predicted model, not a curated record.